Molecule: messenger RNA, 4596 nt
Organism: Oldenlandia corymbosa var. corymbosa
Lineage: Eukaryota; Viridiplantae; Streptophyta; Magnoliopsida; Gentianales; Rubiaceae
Source: the annotation of a GenBank genome assembly
CUUUUAUAAACGGAAGCUUCCAUCUUCGUCAUUCCCCAAGUUACCCUCCAACUCUAAUGACUCAUCAUCCUAUUACCUUUUCUUUCUCUCUCACACACUCACACACUAAUUAUAACGCCUGAACACCACGGCAGGCAGGGGUUCUUGAUUUUCUUCAGUGUCAUAGUCAAUUCAGCCUAUGUCUUAAGGUACUGAGUCAUCCAUCCGACUCAUUCCUUUCCCCCUUUUUUUCUUCUGGAUUUUUUCGGGGUUUUUGAAAAUUUUCACCUAAGUCAAAUGGGUUCUUAACUUUUAAUCUGCUCUUCUGGGUUGGUUUCUGAUUGCUUCUGUUAUUGAAGAACAUUGAUACUUAAGCAGUCAGAGAGCUGAGGUUUUUUUUUUUUUUUUUUUUUUUGGGGAAGUGUCCAAAAAAUGGCGAGUUCAGUCGAAGAUCAAGAUCAAAGGUAUUCCCUUGUACCCCUUUGUGUUUACUUUAUGAUGUAAAGUUUCAUUUUUUUUUUUUUUUUUGUGCUUUUGGACUAUCUUUUUUAUGGGCUUUAGCUUCUGAUUCUACGAACUUAUCUAAAUUCGUCAUUCAUAUCAGACUUAAAAUGAAAGGAAAGUAAAAGGAAUUGCUCGGCUGACUUUGUUCUACGCUGUACGCCUGGUUGGCAAUGGUUUUAUUUCACGAUCUAAGAAUUAGGAAAUAUAGAUAAUGGAGCGAUUCAGUACUGCAAUACCAAUAAUUGAAGGGACUAUUCUAAUAGUCAUAUGGGAAAAGGGUAGAAAAUGAUGAUCUUUUUGUUAAACUGAAACUUCUGUCUCUUAUUUCUCGAUUUUGUAUAAGCUCUAAUCAGUAACCGCAACUAAGGAGGACACUACUUCUGCUAAGUGGUACAUACUGUGUGCUGUUGUAAAGACCGGAUUUUGACAGAUUAUUGUGAAGCCAAAGUCACUCGGAAACUAAUGGGGGCUUCUUAUUUGAAAAUGCUCAUAGGGGCUUUUGUGAAGCUUAGAUUCUACUAGUUACAGAAUUAAAUACCAAUCAAGAAAGCUGCAGAACCGAAUAAAAUUUCCGUAGGUCAUCAUUUUUAAAUCUCUGUGUUUGUGUGUGUCUGGGUGCGGAUAUACGUUCUUGUGAUGUCCUUUUGAUAUAUUUUGGCCCUGAGAAGAGAAACAUUGAUAAAUUUUAAUUGUGCUUUGCAGUACCACCAGAAAGGGUGACUACCAGGUUUUGAUUUCAUAAUUAGGGUUUCAGGGAAUUAUUCAGGAUAAGGUCAUUUGUUUUGAAAUGUUUAUUGUUGUCCCAUUUGGAAUCUGGUUUUGAAAGCCCAUUUAUGCGAGGAUUUAACAAGUUUACUCUUAACCUUUGCUACGUCCAUUAAAUGAACCUAGUUUUGCUGAAAUUUUCUCUUAUUAGAAGUAAUGGUGGCGGACUAGAAGAUUUGACUUCAAUGACCAUUGAAUCUCUGCGGGCCCAAUUGUUGUCUGAGAGAGCUGUUUCAAAAUCGUCAAGGCAGAGGGCUGAUGAUCUUGCAAAGAGGGUAAAUCCGUGGACCUAAUGUUGUAUAAACAAACCAUGGCCUCUUUUUUAUGCCCAUUUCUGUCAAUAUUUAAUGGUUCCAAAUUGCUUUUGGGUUGCUUUCUGUCUGUUACGAAUCGAUAGGUAUUGGAACUGGAAGAGCAACUGAAGAUGGUGUCUCUGCAACGAAGGAAAGCUGAGAAAGCCACAGUGGAUGUGCUUGCUAUUCUAGAGAGCAACGGGAUAAGUGAUGCAUCGGAUUCAUACUAUUCCAACUCUGACCAGGAAACGAUCAGUGAUGAUAGUACAAAGAUGAAGGAAACCUCCAGAAAUUUUGAAGUGAGAAGAAGUGAUAUAGAAGCAUAUUCAAGUUCUGAAAUCGACUCUUCUCAUUCUACUGGUCGAAGCCUAUCAUGGAAAAGUAGCAAGGAUUCUCACCAUUCCUUUCAAAGGACAAAAUACAUGGAACCUGUUAGGAGAAGAAGUUCUGCAUUUGCUUCUAAUGGUACUUCUUCACCAAAGCGUGUUGGUAAAUCUUGUCGGCGGAUAAGACGGAGGGAGAUUAGAUCCGCUACAGAGCAGUUGCAAACUGAUCCUAAUAUGCAUGAAUUGCAAGCGAGCACAGUUGAUAACUUUUCCAAAGAUUCUCCUAUUUGUGCUGAUAUUGAACAUCCUGCAAGCCUAGGGAUAAACAACACAACAGAAAUUCAAGUUCCGGGGUCUAGUUCACCUGGAACUAAAGGUGUCAAUGGCUUGUGUUCUGAUGGACAUGCAAAACAUAAGGACCUUGAUGGAACCUUACAACAGCAAGUAGACUCUUUAGGGCAGUUCGAAGAAGAAGAAACAGCCCAGAGACAGUGGGAAGAUAAAGUUAGAGAGAACAGUGUCAGUGGCUCUAUCCUGGAUUCAUGUGACCCUGGUAAUCGCUCAGAUGUUACUGAAGAAAGAGAUGAUGUGAAGGCAUCUGAUCAGUCAAAUGUAGAAGCAUCCAUACGUACUCAAGACCUUGGAAAUAACGAGGCAAUUAAACCUGAUUUUAGUGUAGAGCUGCAACUGAAGGACAUGGCUAUAUCUUCCACAGUUGAUAGUACGUGUUUACUAGAUCAGAAGGAAACGGGCAGCCAUGUUGCUUCCGAGUCUGUUAAACUUUCUUCAAAGGAGAAUCAGAACCAAGUGGUCUUGGAAAAUACAGAGAGGGUGCCUCCCCAAAGUAGCCAUAUUUCUACAAUCUCGAAUGGCUCCCUUGGGAUUUCCUCCGCGCAUAAUCCCGUUUCUUCAGAAAAUGGAGAAAGUUCUGGAAUAAAUAAGGAACUGGCUUUGGUAUCACAAAAUUCUUCAAGUAAUGUAGAAUCUGUUCUGCAGGCACUGCAGCUUGCCAGAUCAUCACUGAACCAGAAAAUCAAUAAUAUGCCACUAUUGGAGAACGGAUCAUCUGUUAACAGUGUUGAACGUUCUGUUCUUGGUGCCAGGACUAGAGAAAGAAUGGAGAUUCCUGUUGGGUGCCCGGGGCUUUUUAGGUUGCCGACUGACUUUCAGUUUGAAGCUACGGUUAGAAGCAACUCUCUGGGUUCAAAUUCGAGACCUGUUUUAAGCAAUGGAUACCAUGAAGCAACAUUUGAGGGAUUUCUUGGCAGCCCUUAUGAGGAAAGUAGAUCAAGUGCGUCAUUAAGCGAUCAGUUCUAUGGCAGCUCACCUUCCCCUUCUAGAGAGAUCCAGUCUGGAGUUAAUAGAACCACUCUAACUCCCCCAUUUCCACAAGGUGUCUCAGGACUACAUGCUUCCACAAUGCCUCGACUCGGGAUGCAACCAAGUGGCUCCCCGAUGAGACUUGCCGAUGGAAAUGUUUUUGAUACUGGCGUAUCAUCUUCCAGUACAUCCAGCUACCUCGAUCAUCGAAUGGACCCAGGGUUUGUCACAAGACUACCUGCUUCUUCGAUGCCAUUUAUGGAGUCAGGUAUCCAUCAAAUGAAGCCUGUUCAUCAAAAUGCUUUUGUUACUAGUCCAUCUUCCGGUAGAUCCAGUUAUCUUGACCCUCAAAUGAAUCCAGGACUGGUCCUUCCACGGAGAUAUACAUCUCCGUCUUAUCCUUUUUACCCAGAAGUGGCUCAACAAGUACCCUCAAAUGACAGAUUCGCAAGAAAUGUAGCUAGCCAGGAGUAUAAUGUGCCAUCUAAUUCUGGGUUUUCCUUCUAUGAUGAUCCUAAUGUGAAACAAAACAUGUACAAAUAGUAGGUAGGCAUAGGAUCUAAUAGGAUUUCCCCCCUCUUUUUGGAGCCCCCCCUUUUUUUUUGCCAGGAAAUUUUUACAGAUGCACGGUAACUUGGUAUAUGUCCAUAUUUAUUAAUCAUCUUUAAGACAGUGACAUAUGUUUGGUUCAAAAGUGAAGGUUACGUAUCAAAGACCUUGACUGAGUGGGGUUCCUUUAAAUGGCCUAAUGUAUUAAAGGUACCUUCUCUUGUUGGCUACAACAACCUAAGCAGAGCUUUAAAACUUAUAUCAACACAUUACGGAGAUGAGUUGGUGUUAAUGCUCGAGCUGUGUUAUAUGGAGAAUGAUAUCGAAAACCUUGAGUGGAAUUCGUGUAAAUUGCCUACUGUAUCUUUCUUUUCUUUUCUUUUUUCUUCAUCCGGAAACAAGAAAAGCUGAAAAUGUAGUUCACAUUUCUGGGAAAGUUUUGACUUUUACCGUAAUGUUCCUUGACUUUUGAUGCAGAGUUGAUCCCACCGUACGGUUCCUUACAAGUCGCCGCAAAUGAUUACGUGUGGUUGGAGAGUUGACUUGAAAUUGGGGAAUAUUAUAGCGGGAGGAUAACAGUAGAGAGGUAACUAUAUAUGUACACUGAAAUUUAUUUUUCAAAAUAAAAAUCAAUACUGUAUGUUAGUAAUCCAGAGUUCCAGACAUAUAUUCCUUUACAGGAAAAGAAAAAAUUAAUAUAUAGGAAUAAAGUACGCGAGCUUGGUCAUGCCCACCAAUUAACCCCAUCAUCAUUUGGAGACGAAAAUUCCAUCUAGCGGCUACCUAGUUUAACAGAUUGAACUUUUAUAUUUUGGGACGGAAAAAAAUAAUUAAUUUUAAAACUAAUAUUAUGAUUUUCU